Molecule: messenger RNA, 783 nt
Organism: Aspergillus tanneri
Lineage: Eukaryota; Fungi; Ascomycota; Eurotiomycetes; Eurotiales; Aspergillaceae
Gene: MIA40
Product: coiled-coil-helix-coiled-coil-helix domain-containing protein
Exons: 3
Coding region: 1-783 (260 amino acids)
Biological process (GO): protein import into mitochondrial intermembrane space
Cellular component (GO): mitochondrial intermembrane space
Molecular function (GO): protein-disulfide reductase activity
Source: RefSeq, a predicted model, not a curated record
AUGUUCCGUCCUGCAUCCAGAGUGCUUCUCCGCGCUCCGGCCGCAACCCGUGGCCCGGCAAGCAGACGAUUGAUAAGCAGCGCUCCCGCCGAGCCCAAGUCGAGGAGUUGGAAGAACACCGCUGUCCGGUUAGGGUUGGCUGUUGGUGCUGUAUACUACUAUAACACGAGCAGUGUGUUUGCGGAGCGGCCUUCAUUCUCCCUCCGUGACCAGACCACCACCCCCGAAAACACCACCUCUCUAACCCUCGACUCCAUCAAGCCCAAGAUCCGCGAACAAAGGGAAUCCUCGAAACCCACUCCCCCGCCUCAAUCUGAUGCGCAAGUCAUAGCAACGGAGCUGCCCACCUCCGAGGGUGCUCAGAAAUCGCCCCAGGAACUGGAGGAAGAAGCGGGUCAGGAAGCCGCCUUUAACCCCGAAACUGGCGAGAUUAACUGGGACUGCCCAUGUCUGGGCGGAAUGGCGCAUGGGCCAUGCGGAGAGGAAUUCAAGGCGGCAUUCAGUUGCUUCGUGUAUUCGACUGAGGAGCCGAAGGGAAUAGAUUGCAUUGAGAAGUUCAAGGGCAUGCAAGAUUGCUUCCGCCAGUAUCCUGAUGUCUAUGGUGCCGAGUUGGAAGAUGACGAGGAGGCUGCUCCUCCCACCAGUGAAGGCCAGGCCGUGGUUCCCGCCGCGGAGACAAAGACCAUCGCUACUGAGACGGCUGAAUUGUCCGAAAGUGAGGAGUUGAACCCUAAGGCAUCGCACGAUACGGAAAGCCAGAACGGCGAAAAGACGGAGAAAUAG